AUGUUUGCUCGCCGCUCACUCAUAGCGACUGUUGCAGCCGCUACCGCCACCAAACCCACGUCCUCAGCUGCUCAAUCAAAUGCUAAUGGAACUGCUGCCACGCAAUCCACAUUACUUCAGCAGCGCCGCUAUGAUCACGACCGCUGGUAUGGUCACGCCCUCGAGCUUGACAGUCACAAUUACAAAUUUACCGGUGAGCCGCCCAGUUGGAUGCGGGUCCGCGAGCGCACUGAAGAGGAGACAAAUUUUGCCAAAUCGGUACUCCCACACGUGGAUUUCGCCAGCAGUUAUGAAUGCCUUCUGUUUGAUGCGGACCGCCUGAACGGGACGUUAAACCGCAAAGAGUUUGGUAACGAGGUGCGUUUCCGGUUGGAGAAGCAAUCCAACACGGUGGCCCGCGCUCAACAGCUGCUGAAGGACGGACGUGCUGGAGGCGAUGAGCGUGUCGAGAAUGCCAUGAUUGCUCGCAUAUUCGAUGAGGAGCACGUGCAGGCUGAGAUGCGCUAUGUGAAGUGCAUUCGCGCCAACGAACUUGCAGAGGAUAAUCGACUGGAUAUUCUUCCCGGCGGUUCGCCCAAUUCCCUGCGCGAGAAGACACGGUGGAAUGUAAACACGGAACUGCACCCAGCCGACCGUGCAGAGAUCGCGUCUCGUCUCACGGCGUGGCUUCCAGAGAAGUAUCAUAUCGUUUAUGUGGAUGAUUUUCAGACGGUGGCUGCGAAUGACAGCUGCGCGCGUGACGCUAUGUUGCGUAUUGUUGAGGGUGUGUCGAAGGAAUAUGAAACGGAGGCCCGUUCCAGCGGUUACGAGCGAGAUCUACGGGAGGUGGUGCAGGAGCUGUUGGAUGAUGUGGACCCGUCACGACACAUCACUUCAGAGGCAAUUAAAGCAGCAACAGACUUGACUCAGUUGGAGGAAUGGUCGCGGGUGGUGCAUGAAUAUAAUGGUGAUGAGCGUAUCCUCGACAUUUACAGCCGUGCUGCUGAGCUUACGCGUAAUGAGGAACACAAGAAACUUGUGGAGGAUAUGAGGCAAUGGAAGAAGCUCUCAAACAAGAUUUAGUGGAAUGGCUCUUUUACCCGCGUAGGUUUUGUUUAUUAGUCUAUUUAUAUAUUUACCUAUUCGUUUGUGUAUGCAAUGGAGUUAGUUUGUAGCAAAGGGGGAAGGAGGGGUGGGGAGGGGAGGUCCCAGAGAGAAAGUGAAGGAAAUAGAGGGAAGAAGAG
Trypanosoma brucei brucei TREU927 is the source of this 1223-nucleotide messenger RNA. It is a transcript of the gene trCOIV, whose product is annotated as cytochrome C oxidase subunit IV (PMID:12467979). The coding region runs from base 1 to 1062 and encodes 353 amino acids. The transcript has a single exon. NCBI's taxonomy places the organism in Eukaryota, Euglenozoa, Kinetoplastea, Trypanosomatida, Trypanosomatidae. The record is from RefSeq and is a predicted model, not a curated record.